Molecule: messenger RNA, 1456 nt
Organism: Coccinella septempunctata (seven-spotted ladybird)
Lineage: Eukaryota; Metazoa; Arthropoda; Insecta; Coleoptera; Coccinellidae
Exons: 8
Coding region: 136-1323 (395 amino acids)
Biological process (GO): sensory perception of smell; detection of chemical stimulus involved in sensory perception of smell
Cellular component (GO): plasma membrane
Molecular function (GO): odorant binding; olfactory receptor activity
Source: RefSeq, a predicted model, not a curated record
GAAACAAUGUGAAAUGUAGUGGAGAAAAGUUGAAGGUUGAAGUAGAAGUUUACCUGUACGAUUUUGGAAAUUUGACAAUGUUAACUAUGAAAACGUAACGUUAGUAAUAACUGAGUUAGUGAUAAAGUCUUAACAAUGAUCCUUUCAUAUUUUCUGAGGAAAUUGAACGACAUAUUGAACAUCAAUAAAGAUGAUCCUUUGCGAUUUGUUGAAAUGACUACAAUGGAUCUAGGUAAAUUUACAUUACUCAAAGCAUUGUUGUAUGCGGGAUUGUCCUAUAACAUACUUUUUUUCCUCAUUCAAAUUGCAUACUUUGCUGUGAACUUCGAGUUGAAACAAUUCAUACAAUUCUUUUCGCUAAAUGUUGGGGCUCUACAUGGUUACUUGGCUUCUUGGACGGUUCUUCGAUAUGAAAAAGAUAGCAUUGAAAUGAUCAACUACAAACAAAAGCAUUUUAUCAAACUGAGUCAAAUCAGUGCCAGCUCUUAUACAAGAAUCCUGAAAUCUGUUACUCCAAGGAGAUAUUUUUUUUUGCUGAACUUGUUAGCCAUGCAUUUUCUGUUCCUUUUUUUCUGGCCAAUAUUCGGCUACGAGGAUGAUUACUAUUUUCCCGUAUACUUCCUCAAUGAAUAUGUGAGACCAUUAUUUGGACGUUAUAUAGCAUUUUCACUUCGAAUAUUUUUUUAUAUUACGACUUAUACCUAUGUGACCAGUGCUUGGAUACAAGUUCAUAUAUCUACAUAUUUUUUAUCUCAAAUGGAAUUUCAAUUGAUUGUGGUUGAGGAUUAUAUUCGAGAUUUGGGAAAACUACCUAUCAGCGAGGAGAGAAUCCACUCAAGUGUUGUUGAUGAACAUUUGAAAGUUUGCAUACGACAUUAUUUUCAUGUAUUGGAAUUCAUGGAUAAAAUGAAGGGGUGGAUAUUUUGGCCUAUGAUGGCUGCCACAGUCGGAAGUUUGGUUAUGUUACUGAGCUAUAUUUACUUCAUUUUAGUUCAAGCAUCACUAGAAGCGUUUCCCAGAGUAGUAAGCUUAUUUCUAAGUGUUGCAUUUUCCAUUGUUUUGUAUUCAAUGUGUGGACAAGGACUUGUAGAUCAGUGUGGAAGAGUUAACAGUGCACUGUACUUCUUACCAUGGUAUAAAUAUAGCAAGAAAAAUUGUGAGCUUUUGAGACUUUUUAUGGUAACUACAAGUAAACCGUUGUUUCUCAAUCUACUAGGUUUCCUUGAGGUUGACGCAUUACUAGUUAUGCAGGUUUAUAAAUUUGUGGUUUCAUCCCUUGCGGCAGUUCAACAAAUUGUGGCUCUUAGAAAGAGGGAUGAUUGAAUUAUUUGAUUAUUUCACUCUUCACUCCAAUGAGUCCAAUAAUUUUGAAAUAUUCACGCAAAUUGCAUAAACAACAUCUCAAAAAUUAUUUAAUUAUAUGCAUUUGUGCACUGUACCCACUGUAAUAUUAAAA